AUGAAAUUUGAAGUAUGCAUACCUCUAAGGUUAUUAUUAGGAUUUGCCGAGGAUCAUAAAAAAGUCAUCGUUAAUUGUCGUCAAGACUUAAUAUUGCAACGGAGUGGUACAGAUUUAAACUGUAUUUACUCGACAAAUGAAAAUUUAUCAAGUUGUAAAAUUAUUUUGAACAAAGUUAUAUGGAAAGUUCCACAUGUAAGUGUGUCGGAUGUCAUGCGGUUAGACAUGCUCAAAAUCCUGGAAACCUCAACACCGCUUCAAAUAGCAUUUCGAAGUUGGGAUCUAUAUGAAAAUCCCGGCCUACCAAAUAGUAAAAGACAAGCCUGGACUGUGAAAACUUCAUCGCAGACUGAGAGCCCGAGAUUUGUNACAUCGCAGACUGAGAGCUCAAGAUUUGUUAUUGUAGCUUUUCAAGUGGAUAGAAAAAACAAAAUAAACAAAGAUAGUAGUAGAUUUGACCAUUGUUCGUUAUCAUCUCUAAAAGUAUACUUGAAUUCGGAAUCGUACCCCUAUGAUAACUUGNGAUUCGAAAUCGUACCCCUAUGA
Messenger RNA from Daktulosphaira vitifoliae (grape phylloxera), 546 nucleotides. RefSeq lists its product as uncharacterized. The transcript has a single exon. Bases 1 to 546 code for a protein of 181 amino acids. The record is from RefSeq and is a predicted model, not a curated record. NCBI's taxonomy places the organism in Eukaryota, Metazoa, Arthropoda, Insecta, Hemiptera, Phylloxeridae.